GAGCUCCAUCAGAGCUCCACAGCAUCGCUGUCUGAUCAGUAUCAGCAUCGCUUGACUCAUAAAUGAGUCUGCUGGAGCUGAACCGGUUUGCUGAGUCAUGAUAUUUGUUGCCAUUUUAUUGGCCCCGUCCUUUACAGCCAUCUGCAUUGAAAGUCCAAGAACUGAUGUUCUGAUAGAUGAGUGAGUGUCUCUUUUAUUAUCUGCUUGUCUCCUGAGAUGCCUGUAGCAGUUCUUGGGUUUGGGGACUCGACCCACUUCUUGUUUACAGCCUUCAGCUUUCCACAGAGGUUCUGAAAUCAUAUUCAUCAUCAGCUUCUGCACAUGCUGUGUGUGUGUUCUGGAAAUCCUCCUCACAUCAGUCGUACGGCUAAGCCAGCACCGAACAGGAAUGAAUUUACUCCCUCUGCAGGCAGUACAGAAGGGCUGCGGAGCUGCAGGUUACAGCCCUUUUAUAGAGAAAAAACACGAAAGAAGCAGCUGGGAAGAAAUUCUGCAGACUUCUGUCCAUGUUUUCAUUCUCUGUAAAUUCAUCAGCGCUCUGUGAUAACUAACAGGUGGACUACAGCGCCGCCUGCUGCACAUGCUGGUUCAUUCUCACCAAACCAGCUGGGGAAGGUUGAUGCUGGAAGCACAUUCUUCAUCUGUGACUGGCUGGAUGACAAUCUGUAGCUUCCUGCAGGGACGACAGAGAAGCCUGAGCGGCUUUCAGAUGAAAAUGACUGCGAUCAGCUGCUGUGUCUGGGUUGUAAACGUGGAGCAGAUCCGCUGAGGAUGUGGGUCAACGAGCCGUCUUUCUGACUCCCAGUCAGUCGCUCAGAAACAUGACCUCAUCCAUUCUCAGGGAGAGAUGCAGCAGAGGAGGGGAGGGGGCGUUGUCUUUGUGAUAUCACUACCAGCCUGGGAUUGGCUGGGAGCCGCGGUGAUGUCACACAUCUCCAAGCUUCUCCCCUGAGCUUUGAGAGGGGGGAAACAGACGGAGGGGAAGUUUUAAACGUCUCCUCAUUGAAGGAAAAAGGAGGCUGUUUGUUUGUGUGGACGAAUCUGAGCUGCAGGAGACGUCCAGGUUUCCAUCAUCACUCCAGUGUCAGAGCUCUGCGAGGGAGAUGAUGACCAUCAUCGUCUGGUAUCUGUGCUCUGUGAGGAAGAUGUAGACCAUCACUGGUCUGGUUUCAGAGCUCUGUGAGGAAGAUGUAGGCCUACGUUUCUCUGGGUGACGUCAGUGUUUUUGAUGGCAGCGCUCAGCAGCAUGAGAUCCAGGAAACUGAGCUCUUUUUGUUCCACCUGUGAGUCUUCGUGGAUCUGCACGGCAGUUUAAAGCCUGCCAUGGAGAGACAGGAGGGGGGCAGGGUCGACCCCAAGCCGGUGAGGGGGCGAGAGAAGAUCCUCUGCUACAUCAACAUGCAGAGUCCAGCUUUACCUCCUAAACCUGCAAAGCCAUCGACUCCGGCAGCUUCCAGCAGCUUUAACAACAGCAUGGCUCUGCAGGACGCUGAGUGGUACUGGGGAGACAUUUCCAGAGAGGAGGUGAACGAGAAGCUGAGAGACACCGCUGAUGGUACGUUUCUGGUCCGAGAUGCCUCCACCAAGAUGCACGGAGAUUACACUCUGACUCUGAGGAAAGGAGGCAACAACAAACUGAUAAAGAUCUUCCAUCGGGAGGGGAAGUACGGCUUCUCUGACCCGCUAACCUUCAGCUCGGUGGUGGAGCUGAUAAACCAUUACCGACACGAGUCUCUGGCCCAGUACAAUCCCAAACUGGAUGUCAAGUUGCUGUACCCGGUUUCAAAGCAUCAGCAGGACCAGGUGGUGAAGGAGGACAGCAUCGAAGCUGUGGGGAAGAAGCUGCACGAGUACCACCUGCAGUACCAGGAGAAGAACCGCGAGUACGACCGGCUGUACGAGGAGUACACCAGAACGUCGCAGGAGAUACAGAUGAAGAGGACGGCCAUCGAGGCGUUCAACGAGACCAUAAAGAUCUUCGAGGAGCAGUGUCAGACUCAGGAGCGAUUCAGCAAAGAGUACAUAGAGAAGUUUCGCCGGGAGGGCAACGACAAGGAGAUCCAGAGGAUCAUGGAGAACUACGACAAGCUGAAGUCUCGGAUCAACGAGAUCGUGGACAGCAAGCGGCACCUGGAGGUGGACUUGAAGAAACAAGCUGCCGACUACCGGGAGAUCGACAAGAAGAUGAACAGCAUCAAACCAGACCUGAUCCAGCUCCGCAAGACGAGGGACCAGUACCUGAUGUGGCUGACUCAGAAAGGAGUUCGACAGAGGAAGCUGAACGAGUGGCUCGGUCUGAAGAACGAAACCACGGAGGACGAGUACAGCAUGGUGGAGGAUGAGGAGGACCUUCCUCAUCAUGACGAGCGUUUGUGGCGUCUGGGGAACAUCAAGCGUGGCCAGGCUGAAGCUCUGCUGCGGGGGAAGAGAGACGGGACCUUCCUGGUCCGGGACAGCAGCAAAAUGGGCUGCUAUGCCUGCUCUGUGGUGGUGGACGGCGAGGUGAAGCACUGCGUCAUCAACAAGACGAGCACUGGCUACGGGUUCGCCGAGCCCUACAACCUGUACGGUUCCCUGAAGGAGCUGGUGCUGCACUACCAGCACACCUCGCUGGUCCAGCACAACGACUCGCUCAACGUCACGCUGGCCUUCCCCGUCUACAGCCAGCAGCGCCGGUGACCCGGCACCCGAUCGCAUGACAUCACCCUCUGAGUUCUGCUCAGCUCACGGAGGCUGAGAUCAGAGACGGAUGGAAACUAGGCCGCAGUCGGGAUCACACGAGCUCAUUUCAGACGCCUCAUGAAUCAUACGUGAACACGUCACAUUCAGGUUAAACUUACAAACAAAACUCAUCCUCACACUGAAACCCAGUAACAUGGAUCCAGAGGUCAGACGAUUCACUGAUGAGGAAAAACUCUGCUCCAGUGCUAUUCCACCUUUAAUCCAGCCAUCAGGGCUUCUCUUACUUACUCCAAAUAAAAGUGUAAUCCCCAAAUCUAAACCACGUUCCCUUAAAACGACCUCAGAGCCAAACUUUAAAGCCAUUUAGGUGGUUUUUCUGCCCCCUGCUGGUCGGAGAUCAGACUUGUGUCCGUGUGAUCCUGACCUGAGAGCUUUCCGGUCUGGCAUUUCCUCGUCUCUGGACUGAAGCUGUCAGCUUUGAUGCAGCAGAACUCGGACGGACUGAAACUUUAAAGACGGAUGAUGUCGGACGUAAAAGAUGAAGAAUGAAGAUGUUUCUUUAAACACUGUGAGGGCUUCAGAACGAGGCUUAAAACGAGGACCAUCAACCUUCAUUCCACACCUCCAUGUGCUUCAGCUCGCCGUCUCUUUACCUUUCACCGUUGACUGUUUUUUAAAGAGUUGCUUCAACUUGCUGAGCGACGGCCACCAUUUUUUCAUUUCAUUAAACGCCGGCAGCACAUUCCCAGGAUGGAGGGAUGGAAACAGACUUGUAAAGAAAAAAAAAUCAGGACAUUAAAGAACUGGAUCCUCUUGAGUUUUUCUGAAAAUGCUGCCAUUUCACGUCCGUCUGCAUGACUGAAUUUUUCCUUUUCUGAAUUCUUUCAAGAGAAACCAGGUACAGAAGAUGAAACUAAGACUUUGGUUGCCAUGGAAACCACAUCCUUAGCUUUGAUGGGCUUCAGAGUCAACAGUGUUUUCAGGAAAAACUGUAAAAUAUUAAAUAAAUAAAGUGAAAAUGUGUCGAAUGGGAUAAAAGGUCAUGAAAAAUAUGAUCUGAGUUCUGAUGAAUAAAAACCUCCACCAGAGAAUCUGCA
Melanotaenia boesemani (Boeseman's rainbowfish) is the source of this 3779-nucleotide messenger RNA. Its product is annotated as phosphatidylinositol 3-kinase regulatory subunit alpha-like. Gene Ontology annotation, cellular component: phosphatidylinositol 3-kinase complex. Lineage: Eukaryota; Metazoa; Chordata; Actinopteri; Atheriniformes; Melanotaeniidae. The record is from RefSeq and is a predicted model, not a curated record. The transcript is spliced from 12 exons. Bases 1324 to 2679 code for a protein of 451 amino acids. Gene Ontology annotation, molecular function: 1-phosphatidylinositol-3-kinase regulator activity; protein binding. Gene Ontology annotation, biological process: insulin receptor signaling pathway; phosphatidylinositol phosphate biosynthetic process.